Messenger RNA from Clonostachys byssicola, 1923 nucleotides. Lineage: Eukaryota; Fungi; Ascomycota; Sordariomycetes; Hypocreales; Bionectriaceae. The record is from the annotation of a GenBank genome assembly.
AUGGCCGUCGAUGCUGCAUACAAAUAUACGGCUAUCGCCGCCCCAAAAACUAUCCGUUUGAUUCGUAUUUCUCCUGGCAUUGAGACCGAUCCUGUCCGUUUCUCUCUGGAGACUUCCCCACUGGAAUCCGCUCCCGAUUAUGAAGCAAUCUCAUACUGCUGGGGCACUGAUCAAGACCAGCAUCAAGUCGAAUGCAACGGGAAGCCUCUUUCCAUGCAUAAGAGCCUCUUCGGAGGUCUCUCAUACUUCCGCUUCCCGGACAAGACCCGCGUCCUCUGGGCAGACGCGGUUUGCAUCAACCAAGCGGAUCCAGUUGAGAAGAGUAGCCAGGUUCUCCUGAUGCCACACAUUUACUCUCAAGCUACACGUGUGUUGGUUUGGCUUGGUGCUGCCACUGACCCUGACUUGGGGUUCGUCCCCUCUCAUACGAACGAAACAAUACUUCAAGGCCUUGAGAUGCUUCCCAGCUUUGAUUUUGAGGAUGCAGCCGACAUGGCAGCCAAGACGCAGGCUAUAUCCUACGACGCGCUGCGCCUACGCGCGGAGGGUAAGCCCAAUCUCCUGGAUCACGACUGGGCACCGCUGGUAGCGUUGUUGCGCCGGCCAUGGUUCCGCCGCAAAUGGGUUGUUCAGGAGGUCGCGCUCGCAAAAGAUGCCCGACUCUAUGUUGGCGGCGGGGUUGAGAUUCAAUGGCUGGAUAUAGCAAGGCUCGCAUUCAGCAUGGACUCGCUAGGGCUUGAUAAGCCCUGGAGAUUGAAGCUUGAAAAGCCAACGCUGGACAGCGACGACGAGAAACCUGAUCCGGGGAAAGGAGGCGCUGUUGAGUUUCGUCCGGUUUACGUGACGUUCUCCCUGAUCAGUUCAAUGUACAUGGUUCAAAUAUACAGACAGCACGCCACCCUAGUAGAUGGGGUCAUGACCACCAAGUACUUCGACUGCACCGAUCCAAGAGACCACGUCUUCUCGCUUCUGGGUCUGGGUGCUAUUGGUGCGACGAUUCGCCCUGACUAUGAGGCUUCAGUCAGCGAGGUCUUCCGACGUUUCGCAGUUUCCAUGAUGAUCGAGGGGAAUAGUCUGAAAUUGCUUAGCCUAGCCCCUGACAAGGCACUCUUUGAAGUCCCAGGAGUGCAACGGCUCGAGGACCUGCCCACUUGGGUUCCAGAUCUGCGUCUUAUGAGGGCGGAUGUCAUGGCUAGUUUCACAGUCAGGCCACAAGGAUUCUUCGCAGGUGGGCAUGGCAAUCCGGUACUAAGCGUAUCCGACGAUGAACGCCUCCUCCACUGCCAAGGUUUGUUCGUUGACAACCCUCAAAAAUUUGCUACGCCGCUGGUUGAAAUGCUUCUGGAAGAUAUCCCCGAACUUCGCACUUCAUGGGAAACUGCGAGUGACCCAUCGCCGGAGCGAAGGGAGAGACGCUUCAUCCGAUGGCUUGAGAGCGCCUACCAGACGGCAUUUGGCAACGAUCGCGCCUGCGAUCUACAACCAGACACCGUGAAUUCCUUCUCGCGUACUAUGUCGUGCGGGACAGACCCCCUUCGCAACCGUCUAUCGCCAGAGCAAGUCACCACAGUGUGGGACUUCAUCCAGUGGAAACUAGAUCCUGAUGCCAACAAGGAUGAAGCCACAAAGCGGGAGUCGAUGAAUUAUUCAAGUACCACCCGGGACUCCCUUCUUCUGCUGACAUUCGGCGCCAAAUUCUGCGUCACCGAGGCAGGCAGAUUUGGGCAGGUACCGCUCGAUUCGAAACUAGGGGACCGAAUAUGCGUCUUGACUGGCGGCGAGGUGCCCUUUGCGGUUCGUCCGACAGGUAGCGGAACUUAUACACUUCUCGGAGAGUGCUAUGUUGAUGGCAUAAUGGAUGGGGAGGCUUUGGAGGAAGCAUCUUCGAGAGGGAUGCCCCUUGAGACUAUCAUCUUAGAGUAG